AGUAGAGGAAGAGAAGACAAAGAAAAAGAGAGGACGAAGAGGGAGAAGGAGAAAUGGGGAGGAGUCCUUGUUGCUCCAAGGAAGGACUUAACAGAGGAGCAUGGACUGCCUUGGAAGAUAAAAUUCUCACAGCUUAUAUCAAAGCUCAUGGAGAAGGCAAAUGGAGAAACCUCCCUAAAAGAGCUGGUUUGAAGAGAUGUGGAAAGAGUUGCAGACUCAGAUGGUUGAAUUAUCUUCGACCAGAUAUUAAGAGAGGGAACAUAUCGCGUGACGAAGAAGAACUCAUAAUUAGACUCCAUAAUCUACUUGGCAACAGAUGGUCUUUGAUAGCUGGAAGGCUACCUGGGCGAACAGACAAUGAAAUUAAGAACUACUGGAACACCACCCUGGGGAAAAAGGCUAAAGCUCAGACAGAGUCAUCCUCACCGGAAAAUUCUGGACCCAAAAAGACAGCCACCGAACCCCAGAUCACCAAGCCAUCAAAUUCACCACCUGGUACAGCAACCAAAGCCUCCCAAGUUAUCCGAACCAAGGCCAUCAGGUGCACCAAGGUCCUGUACCCAUUACAGCCACCAAGUGAAGUAGUUGAAACUAACAAUUUCUUGUCUCCUCAAAACCCACCUGUGCCCGAAGAUCAAUGGAAUCGAAAUGAACUGCUCCAUGUGAUUUCUGGGUAUGAUGCAGAUUUCUUGAACUUUGGAAGCAGCGGUCAGAUUCAGACAUGCAUUAAUGGAGAAGAACAGUACUCCUUGCAACCAUUUGUAGAAGAGAUGUUGCAGGAUUGGACAAAAAAUCCUUGUCUGGAGGAGGACAACGCCAGUCUUGAUUUAGAUUCCUUGGAAUUGUUCCUCAACACUGAAGAAUGGCCAUGACACAGUAGAAAUUACUGUUUUAGCGAGUUAAAAAAAAAAAAUGUGUGAAUAAAAUCUAAAGAGACAAAAAGAGAUGUAUCUUUUCUCAUAAAUAUUUCUAUCUACCCAACCUAAUGUAAUCCCAUGUCAUGAUCAUGAAGCAGGAUAAUUUUAACUUUUAUAAGAUAAAUAAGAUGGUUUGUA
Molecule: messenger RNA, 1055 nt
Organism: Rubroshorea leprosula
Lineage: Eukaryota; Viridiplantae; Streptophyta; Magnoliopsida; Malvales; Dipterocarpaceae
Source: the annotation of a GenBank genome assembly